Molecule: messenger RNA, 618 nt
Organism: Drosophila busckii
Lineage: Eukaryota; Metazoa; Arthropoda; Insecta; Diptera; Drosophilidae
Gene: Rpp25
Product: ribonuclease P protein subunit p25-like protein
Exons: 5
Coding region: 25-618 (197 amino acids)
Biological process (GO): tRNA 5'-leader removal
Cellular component (GO): ribonuclease MRP complex
Molecular function (GO): RNA binding
Source: RefSeq, a predicted model, not a curated record
GCAAAUAAUAGUUUCAAGGCUAAAAUGAUGCACUAUCGCAAAGCGGAGAAUGUGGAGCAGGAGCAGAGCAAAAGCGAUUUGCCGUUUGAAGAUUGCAUGCCAAAGGACAAGGACUUUCUGUGGAUGCAUGUGAAGGGCGGCACCAAGGUGGGAAAUGUUAUAAGCCAUGCGCAGCAGGCUCUGGAUAAGGGUGAAUAUCGUACGCUGGUGUGGAGCGGCUCUGGUGGCGGCGUGGUCAAGACUAUAUCCUGCGCUGAGGUAAUAAAGCGCAGUCAUGCACUUUAUCAGGUCACACGCAUGACGCAUACUAAAUUGGAGGAGCACUGGAAGCCACAAAUGGAAAGCUUAGAGGAGCUUAUAGUUACACGCCAAAUACCCACGCUGCAUAUACUUAUGAGUCUCGAUGAGCUGCCUGCCGACACAGUGGGUUUGCAAAAGCCAAAUACGCUUAGCGAUUUUUGGCAGCAUGACGAACCGCGCAGCCGCAAUCCUCCAACUGAAAAUAAUGCUCGCAAGCAAAAACGUCCCAGAUAUGGACGCAACAAGCCACAACAGCAACAACAACAACAGCAGCAGCAACAACAAAGCAAACAUGACAUUGACAUUGCUGCUAGUUAA